AUGUUUGGUCCGCCUCAACUGAUCAGGAAAUAUGGUUACGAAGUGGAAGAGCACGAAGUUAGAACGGAAGAUGGCUACCUUCUUGCGAUGUACAGAAUUCCACCGCGUCACCUCGGUUCACGACGAUAUCCGAUUUUCUUGAUGCACUCAUUGCUCAGUACCAGUGCCGAUUGGGUGUUGAUCGGAAGGAAUCACGGUUUGGCUUAUCUACUGGCGGAUCUCGGUUACGAUGUGUGGAUGGGAAACGCUCGAGGUAAUCGCUAUUCGAGGAAACAUGAACGAUAUGCCAUCACUUCUGUAGAGUUCUGGGAUUUCACCUGGCACGAAAUUGGACUGUACGAUGUACCGGCUUUUAUUGACUACGUCCUGAAGCAGACGGACUCGCGGAAACUCCACUUUAUUGGCUAUUCCCAAGGAACCAUCGUUGUUUUCGUAGCGCUGAGCGAACGACCCGAACUGAACGAAAAGCUCGUACAGAUGCAACUCCUUUCGCCAGCCAUCUAUUUGAAAGAGUUCGAUAGCUUCCUUUUGAAACUCAUCGUAAUGUCCUGUGACGAAAUCGUAGCCAGACUUACUGCCAGCCAAAUAUAUGAGUUUACUCCAUACUUCGAAUACCAAUACUUCUUCUUCAAAAGGCUGUGUCCUUCACCGGCCCAAAGAGUGUGUCGACUAGUGAUCUUCGAUGUGGUUGGUGGGUACCCGGAGAAUUUGGACGUGAAAUUGCUCAGAAUACUACUGGGACACUUUCCGGCGGGUGUCUCCGUCAAGCAGAUACAUCAUGUGUGUCAACUUUUUCGGGAUGGAAUCUUCCAGCAGUAUGACUACGGUAAUCCGGAGAUCAACUUGCAACGGUACGGCAGUACGCAAGUUCCCAAGUAUAACGUGUCGCGAGUCAAAGCUCCGGUUAGAUUCUACUACAGCUACGGAGAUCGGGUGGUCAAUUACCGGAAUGUUCUACAGUUGCAACAGGAGCUAUCGAAUCUGGUCAGCAGCUAUCCGGUGCCGGAUAAGCUAUUCGGUCAUGCUGAUUUCGCCUAUGGUCGAGAUGUAAAGGAAGUUUUGUACGAGGAAGUUUUGACUAAUUUGGAACAGGCUGAUGGUGCUGAGUCGUUCAUUUCUUUAGAAAUUUUGGUUCCUUGGUAACGAGCUAUUUAGUAGUGAAUGCCGUAGACUUUUUUUUGCAGGUGUUUAAAGUAGCAAUCAUUCACUUUUGUGCAGUUUUUCAAAGGUCACUGAAUGUAUACAAUUUCUACUGCAGAACCUCUUACAAACUACGACCGUUUCGAAAUAUACAGUUAUGAAUUCAUUUUC
Malaya genurostris is the source of this 1311-nucleotide messenger RNA. Its product is annotated as lipase 1-like. Gene Ontology annotation, biological process: lipid metabolic process. Gene Ontology annotation, molecular function: hydrolase activity, acting on ester bonds. The transcript has 3 exons. The record is from RefSeq and is a predicted model, not a curated record. The coding region runs from base 1 to 1143 and encodes 380 amino acids. Lineage: Eukaryota; Metazoa; Arthropoda; Insecta; Diptera; Culicidae.